Aureococcus anophagefferens is the source of this 2055-nucleotide messenger RNA. RefSeq lists its product as hypothetical. The record is from RefSeq and is a predicted model, not a curated record. The transcript has 2 exons. NCBI's taxonomy places the organism in Eukaryota, Pelagophyceae, Pelagomonadales, Pelagomonadaceae. The coding region runs from base 1 to 2055 and encodes 684 amino acids.
AUGUCGCUCACGCACGCGAAGAACAACGUGUGGACCUGCGAGUCGUGCAACUGCAAGACGAACCCCGUGCGCGCCGUCGAGUGCGCCAUCUGCGGCACGGCGGCCCCGAAGACGAAGUUCGGCCGCAAGGCCCACGGCAGCUACGUGCUCGUGAGCCUCAACAACGCGAAGCGGCGCGCCUUCGCGCGCGUCUUCGACCUGCGCACGGACACGGUGCUCACGGAGGAGCUGCCCGCCGCCGAGGAGCUCGACGACCGCGUCGCCGUCGCGCUGCGUACGGCGCUCGACGCGGGCUACCAGGCCAAGGUGCGGCACGAGAAGCACCGGCGGCACUCGACGGCCCAGACCCUGGCGAAGCGCGUGCACCGCGAGCGCGAGGCCGAGGAGAGCCGCGCGCGCGUCACGGGCGACCUCUUCGCGCAGGUCAUGGCGCACGACCGGAGCCAGGCGAACGUGCAGCGCAUGCUCGGCCAGCAGAGCGACAUGCGGCGGCGCAUCGAGGCCAUCGCCGUGGAGCCGGACCUGCACUCCUACGACGACGACCCGCGGAGCCGCUACGCGUCGUCCGUCGACGAGGACGAGGCGCGCGUGCUCAUCGACGCGGGCGCGGCGGCGCGCGCGGCCAUGGUGCCCUGCACGUGCUGCGAGCGGCCCUACCGGGCGCGCGCCAUGCUGGGCGUGGCCUCCUUCCACGCCGUCGCCGAGUGGCGGCGGCGGCGCGGCGCGGACAUCCCGCGCGGCGACGCGCGGCACGGCAUCACGAAGCGCUACGAGGGCGUCAAGCUCUGCGUCUUCUGCACCCAGUUCUUCGACGACGAGUUCUGCGACUACGUGCGCAUCUCCGGCGACGCCGCCGUCGUCGACGACCCCGUGCUGCGGCUCGCCAAGGGGCCCGAGGUCGAGAUCGCGCGGCCCCACAAGGGCGAGGCGCAGCGCGCCGUCGGCGUCCUGGGCCUCGCGGCGGCGGCGGCGGCGGCGGGCGCGCACGCGCGGGGCGUGCCGCUGCCGCCCGUGGCGUCCGCGCGGCCCGCGUCGACGCUGCGCCAGCGCAUGGCCAAGUCGGAGCUCCAGAUGCGCGCGAGCCAGCCCCUCAAGAUGGACCCCUGGGGGUCGCACCUCGCGGCGCACGAGACCCGAAAGCCGCCGAAGCCGCUCCCCGCCAUCGCGAAGAAGGACCCGGCCGUCGAGCUCUCGCGGUCCGCGCCCUCGCUCGGCGACGCCGCCGCGGCGCCGAAGCGGCGGAAGCCGCCGAAGAAGGCGCGCUUCGCGGAGCCGCCGCGGGCCGCCGCGCCGCCGCCGGCCGCCGACGCCGCGGCGGACCACCGGGUCCUGGGCGCGCGGCUCACGAACUCCGGCGCCUUCGGCCGGCCCGCGACGCCGCGCGCGCCGCGCGCGGCGACGCCGCCGCCGCUCCGGGGCCGGGGCCGGCCCAAGCCCGAGCGCGCGGUCCGCGACUCCUGGGCGGGCCAGGCGCCGCACGACGCGCGCCGCGACCCCGGCGCCCCGGAGCCGCCGCCCUCGCCGUCCUACAAGGCCGUCGACGACGCGUCCAACGUCUACGUCGUCUCGAAGCGGCGGCGCGCGCGGAAGCGGGCGCCGUACGCGCGGUCGACCGCGCGGCCGCCCGUGCGGCCCGACGCGCUCCUCGCCGACCGCGCCCAGCGGUCGUCCAUGCAGAACACGGACGGGAGCCGCGUGCCCGACGCGAAGAGCCGCUUCACCGCGGCGGCGCAGCCCCACUUCUUCACGGAGACGGACGGCGGCCUCGCGAAGCCCCGGCGGCGGAGGAAGAAGGAGCCGGGCCCGGAGGACCACGACCACGUCGAGCGCAACGCCCGCGCGUCCUGGGCGGGGCAGAGGCCCCACAACUUCGACGCGGACGCGCCGCGCGCGCCGUCCAUCUACGGCGACGGCAAGCGCGUGCCCGAGCCCAAGACGCGCAACACGGCCAAGCACGUGCCCUUCAUGUUCACGCACGACACGCUCGCCGAGCCCACGCAGCGCCGGGCGAAGCACCGCGACAAGAGGACCAUGCACAGCGCCGCGUUCCGCUAA